Molecule: messenger RNA, 1795 nt
Organism: Cucumis melo (muskmelon)
Lineage: Eukaryota; Viridiplantae; Streptophyta; Magnoliopsida; Cucurbitales; Cucurbitaceae
Product: cucurbitadienol 11-hydroxylase-like
Exons: 9
Coding region: 164-1588 (474 amino acids)
Biological process (GO): sterol metabolic process
Molecular function (GO): iron ion binding; oxidoreductase activity, acting on paired donors, with incorporation or reduction of molecular oxygen; monooxygenase activity
Source: RefSeq, a predicted model, not a curated record
UCACACAACUCCUCUCACUUGUCUUCAACAUUAUCUAUAAAAGCUAGCUACUCCCAUAACUUCUUCUUCUAAACUUAGAGUUGAAGUUCAUCCAUUCCUUUCAAUUUAUCGCGUCGUCAUUCCAAGCUCGUCUUUUGAUAGAAAUUGCCUACUAUAGAUCACAAUGUGGACGAUCUUGCUUGGUUUGGCGACGUUGGCAAUUGCCUACUAUAUCCAUUGGGUUAACAAAUGGAAGGAUUCAAAAUUCAACGGAGUUUUGCCGCCGGGCACCAUGGGGCUGCCCCUCAUCGGAGAAACCAUUCAACUUAGUCGGCCUAGUGACUCCCUUGACGUUCAUCCUUUCAUUCAAAGCAAAGUUAAAAGAUAUGGACCGAUCUUCAAGACUUGUUUGGCGGGAAGGCCAGUGGUGGUUUCAACGGAUGCAGAGUUUAACCAUUACAUAAUGCUUCAAGAAGGAAGGGCUGUAGAAAUGUGGUAUUUGGAUACACUCUCCAAAUUCUUUGGUCUCGACACUGAAUGGCUCAAAGCCCUUGGCCUCAUCCACAAGUACAUUAGAAGCAUUACAUUGAACCACUUUGGCGCCGAGUCCCUUCGUGAGCGUUUCCUUCCUCGUAUCGAAGAAUCUGCUCGAGAAACCCUUCAUUAUUGGUCAACUCAACCCAGUGUUGAAGUCAAGGAAUCAGCCGCUGCGAUGGUUUUCAGAACUUCGAUUGUUAAGAUGUUCAGUGAAGAUUCUAGCAAAUUACUGACAGCAGGUCUCACUAAGAAGUUCACAGGACUUCUCGGAGGUUUUCUCACCUUACCUCUAAAUGUGCCUGGCACUACCUAUCAUAAAUGCAUAAAGGACAUGAAGGAAAUCCAAAAGAAGCUAAAAGACAUUUUAGAGGAAAGAUUGGCUAAAGGGGUUAGCAUUGAUGAAGAUUUCUUGGGGCAAGCCAUUAAAGAUAAGGAAUCUCAACAAUUCAUUUCAGAGGAAUUCAUUAUCCAAUUGUUGUUCUCUAUCAGCUUUGCUAGCUUUGAGUCCAUCUCUACCACUCUUACUUUGAUUCUCAACUUCCUCGCCGAUCAUCCCGAUGUAGCGAAAGAAUUGGAAGCUGAGCAUGAGGCGAUUAGAAAGGCAAGGGCAGAUCCAGAUGGACCAAUCACUUGGGAAGAAUACAAAUCCAUGAAUUUCACACUCAAUGUUAUCUGUGAAACACUUAGGUUGGGAAGUGUAACGCCUGCUUUGUUGAGGAAAACAACCAAAGAAAUUCAAAUAAAAGGAUACACAAUUCCGGAAGGAUGGACAGUAAUGCUUGUGACCGCUUCUCGUCAUAGAGACCCAGAAGUGUACAAAGAUCCCGAUACCUUCAAUCCAUGGCGUUGGAAGGAGUUGGACUCAAUUACUAUUCAAAGGAACUUCAUGCCAUUUGGGGGAGGCUUAAGGCACUGUGCUGGUGCUGAAUACUCUAAAGUCUAUUUGUGCACUUUCCUUCAUAUCCUUUUCACCAAAUACAGAUGGAGAAAACUAAAGGGAGGAAAGAUUGCAAGGGCUCAUAUAUUGAGGUUUGAAGAUGGGUUAUAUGUGAACUUCACUCCCAAGGAAUGAUUGAUUGAAUGGAAUUUGGCUUUACCCAAAAAGAAAAGAAAAAUGUCAUUUAUCUAAACUUUAUGGGAUGAUGAACUACUUGUACUAGCUAGCUACUAUAUUUAUCUUCUUGAUCAUCAUAUGGUUCAAUAAGACCAUGUUCUUCUUGUAUUAAAGGCAUCUUAUGUAAAAUCAAGUUCAAUUAAUAUAAUAGCAUGGUUUCAUUAA